This is a messenger RNA of Mercenaria mercenaria, 1308 nucleotides long. RefSeq lists its product as uncharacterized. The record is from RefSeq and is a predicted model, not a curated record. Bases 1 to 1308 code for a protein of 435 amino acids. The transcript has 3 exons. Lineage: Eukaryota; Metazoa; Mollusca; Bivalvia; Venerida; Veneridae.
AUGAAGUUUAAUUUACCCCCAUCUGUUCCUUAUAAAAGACUAGUAUGGUAUUAUAACCGUGCAGAUUUCGAUAAACUCAACGACUUGAUAAUUGCAACUGAUUGGUCAUUUCUUGAUUUAAACACAACCGAUGAGGCUUCCGAAAAUUUUAAUACUAAAUUUAUGGAACUAGCAAAACUCUGUAUUCCGUCCAACUAUGUAACGAUAAGGCCAAAGGAUAGACCAUGGUAUGACUCAUUCAUUCGUCGUACUUCCCGUAAAAGAGACCGUCAAAAAUCUAUAGCUAUAAGAUCUGGUGUUCCACAGGGCUCUGUACUUGGGCCCUUAUUAUUUUUAACCUAUGUCAAUGACAUUGCAGACAACCUUGCUAGUGUAACACGGCUCUUUGCAGACGACAGUUCUCUCGCAGUUUCCACCUCUGAUAUUGCUUCUGUGGAAAGUACAUUAAAUGACGACUUAAAUAAAAUAGCUGAAUGGUCCAAGCGUUGGUUAGUAACUUUUAAUCCGAACAAAACAGAAGUGGUAUUUUUUACUCUCGGAUCUGAAGUUAAACCGUCUCUUUACUUUGAUAAUGUUCAUCUUGAUUAUGUUGACAGUCAUAAACAUUUAGGAGUUACUUUUAGAUCAGAUGGUAAAUGGCACGAUCAUAUCAAUAAUAUACUUUCAUCUGCCUCAAAAAUUCUAGGGUCAAUGAGAGCAUUAAAGUUCAAACUAAAAAGAAAUACGUUAAAUCAGAUUUAUAUAUCCUACAUGAGACCUGUUCUAGAAUACGCAUCAAUAGUCUGGGAUGGCUGUGCAGAUUACGAAAAACAUUCUCUUGAAAAACUCCAAUACGAGGCUGCACGUAUUGUCACAGGUCUUACGAGGUCUGUUUCUAUCGACCGUCUUCUUAAUGAAAUUGGUUGGGUAUCUCUGUCCGAUAGACGAAACAUUCAGAAACUCGUUACCAUGUAUAAAGCUAAGCAUCGUACAUUACCGGACUAUCUAUUAAAUCUUAUUCCAGAUACAGUUGCCAAUGAUGUACCCUAUCUUCUGAGAAACAGGAAUGAUUAUAUAACAGUUGCUCGUCGUACGCAAAUAUUUAAAUCGUUUAUUCCAUCAGCUUCUUCUUUAUGGAACGAUUUAGAAUCCGAUAUAAGAGAGUCAUCCACAAUUCAUAUUUUUAAAUCAAAACUUAAACUAAAAUACAAACCUUCAUCUGUACCUACAUAUUUUUGUAUUGGCGAAAGGCUGUACUCGGUUUACCAUGCUCAAAUGCUUAAAUCAUUCUACUUCUUCUCCAACCUUGUUGUUAUUCAUUUCGCUUAA